Messenger RNA from Triticum dicoccoides, 2712 nucleotides. Its product is annotated as G-type lectin S-receptor-like serine/threonine-protein kinase SD1-13. The transcript is spliced from 13 exons. NCBI's taxonomy places the organism in Eukaryota, Viridiplantae, Streptophyta, Magnoliopsida, Poales, Poaceae. Bases 341 to 2275 code for a protein of 644 amino acids. Gene Ontology annotation, biological process: protein phosphorylation. Gene Ontology annotation, molecular function: protein kinase activity; ATP binding. The record is from RefSeq and is a predicted model, not a curated record.
ACUCCUACGCCAUCUUGCUUAAUUGUUCGCUGCUCUCUCUGGUGCCAGUGGUCCAUCUUCUUUCCCACCGAGCAGCACCAGCGUUCCUCUCGAUCUACAUCUCGAAUCGGAGUAGAUCCAUAUCCACCUCCGUUGACUGGGCAGCAACAGGCAUCUCCAUCUCGAAUCGGAGUAGAUCCAUAUCCGCCUCCGUUGACCGAGCUGCAACAGGCUAGGCAGCACGGAAAGGUUGAGGGACGCAUGGAUGGCUACAAAGAUGUGGCAGGCCGGAGCUGCGCCGACGUGCAUCUGCUGGAAGAAGAACAAGAAGAAGCAGAAGAUUCUCCAGUAAGCCUGCUGGAUGGGAGAUAGCCGCAGCAUGGAUUUUAAGCUACAUGAUAUCGAAGAUAUAACAAACAACUUUGCAGAGGAACAGAAAGUCGGCAGCGGUGAAUAUGGAGAUGUUUACACGGCGACCUAUCAAGGGGAAGAAAUUGCCGUGAAGAAGCUCCAUCCACUGCAGGGACUCGAUGAUAAGCAGCUCUACAGCGAGUUUCGUAACCUCGGUAACAUACGCCACCAAAAUGUUGUGCGGCUAAUUGGCUACUGCUACGAGACUCGGCAUAAAUACGUGGAACAUAAUGGGGAGCUUGUCUUCGCGACAAGUAUGGAGCGGGUGCUCUGUUACGAAUAUAUGCAGGGCGGAAGCCUCCAUAAAUACAUUCAAGGUGAAGCUUGUGCGCUUGAGUGGCCCACAUGUUACAAGAUUAUUAAAGGGACUUGUGAGGGAAUAAAUUACCUUCACAGCUCGCAGGGAAAACCUAUUUUCCAUCUGAACUUAAAGCCUAGUAAUAUUUUGCUGGAUAGAAGUAUGACCCCCAAGAUUGCAGAUCUUGGUUUGUCAAGAAUUGUUGCUUCAACAAAAACACAUCAAACGGAGAUGCGCAAUGGAACACUUGGGUUCAUGCCACCGGAGUACGUUGACAAUGGCUACAUAUCAAAGAAGUUUGACGUGUUCAGUUUGGGCAUCAUAAUUAUAAAAAUGUUGGCUGGGGAUAAGAACUCCUUCCUUUGUGCUGAAAUGUCCCCCGAACAGUUUAUUGAGCUUGUAACUGAAAACUGGACGAAAAGGUUGCAGGCAUUGAUGAGGUAUUCAAUCCAGGAGGACAUCCUACGAGUGAGGACUUGUGUUGAGAUUGCGUUAAGGUGUGUCGACUCGGACCGAAACAAAAGGCCUUCCAUGAACGAUAUUGUUCGUGAACUGGAGGAACUAGAAGCCAAUAUCACAGUAAUGUCAUACCUAAUUGUGCAGACAGGAUCCAAGCCACACCAAGUGUCAUUACAACAUUUGAAAGAUAUUACAGCCAACUUCUCGGAGGACAGAAUACUUGGUAGAGGUGGUUUUGGUGUGGUAUAUAAGGGACUGCUACAAAACGGGGAACUGGUUGCAGUGAAGAAGCUUGUGCAGUCAACACCAAAAUCACAGAAGCAAUUUGAGAAUGAGGUUGAUCUUCUUAUGACACUGAAGCACCCAAAUGUAGUGCGAUUGUUGGACUACUGCUAUGAUACACAACAUCUGCUUAUUCCUUAUGAAGGAAAAUUCGUUCCUGCUCUAAACAUCGAACGUUUGCUUUGCUUGGAAUAUAUGCCUAAUGGAAGUCUUGACAAGUACAUUACAGUUGCAGAUGCGCCUUCUGCCCUUGAUUGGCAGACACGUUGCAAAAUAAUUGAGGGAAUUUCCAUUGGACUACGGUACCUUCACGAGGGAUCUAAUGUUCCCAUUAUUCACCUAGACCUAAAACCAGCGAACAUAUUGCUUGAUGAGGAUUUUGUACCAAAAAUUACAGACUUCGGUCUUUCAAGACUGUUUGAUCCAAAACAAACUAUAAAUACUGCAGCUGCUACUGGAACAUUAGGUUACAUGUCACUAGAAUACCAGCUACGAGGUACAAUCACACCAAUGGCAGACAUAUUCAGUUUGGGUGUGAUAAUCAUGGAGAUAAUAACAGGGCAUAGGGACUACCCAUAUGAUAUUAGAAAGUCUUCCAAAGACUUCAUCAAACAGGAAAUGCAAAAAUGGAGAAAUAAGCUGCAAAAGGAACCAGGAUAUACAACACUAGAAAUAGACUGCCAACAAAUCGAAAGAUACAUUCAAAUAGGUCUAAUCUGCGUGAAUGAUGACCGGUCAAAACGGCCUACAAUGAAGAAAAUUAUAGAUAUGCUUCAAGGGGUGGAAAGUAUGAAUUCGUACAUUCGCAACGAGCUAUCAAGCGACGACAUCCAGGAGGGGCUGUAGAUUACAAUCAAAAGAGGUUGCAACAGUAUCAAUUGCUUCUGUCUUCCUGGAUCAGACGUUGAAGAAACAAAUUUAGCAUGGUAGCUAUGAAGCCGGACGCCAUCCAUUGCACUCAGCGGCUCCAGAUGUUAGUAUCGAUAAGCACCAGUGCAAGCAAGGAGGUGUGGCACAGGCACCCUGUUCAUCCUUCUUCUCAGGUCGUCCGGUCACUUUAGUUUUUGAAUAAAUUGCCACCAUGUAGCAUGACAGAUUCUUCUGUUUGGGUGUAGCACCCCAACUAGCGAAGGAUUUGCUUUCCCCAUUUCUACUCAUGUAUCAAAGUCACAUAUGGAAUUUGUAUUUAAGGGUCCUGCACCCGAGUAUGUCGGACGAUAAAAGUAUUGUGUCAGUUCUAUGGAUGAUUAGUAAGAUAAAUUCACUUGGAUAUAUUUGUUUCA